AAUCACACAGCAGGCUAUCACACUGCUUAUUAUCAUAUAUUGUAAUAUUAAUUUUGUCGUUUGUCAAUCGUCGUUGUUGAUAGAUACUUGAUGGUUGAUAGUUGAUCGUGCGGUUUGUUAAUUUUUAUUUAUUGUGAUAUGUGAUGAAUAAACUGUGAUUUAAACUUGAUAAUUUUUUUGUUAAUUCCUUGGUCACUGUCAGCGAAACGAUGAGUCCCAGUAUAGUAUGGAAACAUUUUACGAAAAAUAAUAAUGGUACAGCGACUUGCCAAUUAUGUCAGAAAACGUUAAAAACGAGUGAAAGGCAUACAUCUCAGUACAUUGCUGAUACAUUAAAUGAGGUAUGUAUCCAAUGGAACAUUUCUUUGGAAACCAUAACUGCAAUUGUUACUGAUGGAGCUGCGAACAUAACAAAAGCUGUUGAUUUAUUGUUUGGAAAUCCCAAUAAGCCACGUCACAUACCAUGCUUCGCCCAUACAUUAAACUUGGUAGCUCAAAGUGCUAUCUCCAGAGUCGCUGAUUUAAGUUUACUUAUUAAAAACGUAAAAUCUAUUGUAACAUGGUUUAAACAUUCGGUAGUAGCUAGUGAUGAACUAAGAAAAGUUUCAAAUAGUAAACUCAUUCAAGAAGUUGCAACGAGGUGGAAUAGUACAUUUUAUAUGCUUGAACGAUUUAUUGCUCUACGUCCAUUCAUUAACGAUAUUGUAAAUCGUAAUAUCUCCGCUCCUCCAAUGGUUUGUGCUAAAGAUAUAGAAGAAAUUAUUGAAAUAAUUACUGUUUUAAGGCCAUUGGAAGCAGCAACAAAAGAAUUAUGUGGUGAACAAUAUGUUUCUAGUAGUAUGGUCAUACCAAUUGUGCACUUAUUAGAAACAAAAAUUGAUGAGGCAACAACAACUCAAAUUCUUAGCAAUCAACUAAAAAAUGCAUUAAAAUUAGAGUGUUCAAAGCGACUAGGACAAAUUGAAAACGUUACAUUUUUAGCAAUUGCUACAAUAUUAGAUCCUAGAUUCAAAAGGUUGUAUUUUAAAAAUUCAGUCUCAUUAUCUAAAAUGUUAACCAAAAUAGCUGAAGAAAUUAAGUCGUGUGAAGGAACAUCUGAAAGUUCAUCUGAUUCUUCUGAUUCAUCUCAAAAUAAAGAAUUUAAUUUAUGGAAUAAUCACGAAAAAAUUGUACAACAAAGUAGCCGUAGUCGUGGGCGAGCCACAAGAGAAGAAAUUGGUUAUCCAUCUGAACUAAAUUUAUAUUUGAAAAGUGCUGUAGGUCGGUUGACGGACAGUCCGUUAUUACUGUGGAAAGAUAUGUCCACAGUUUAUCCAAAUCUUGUCAAAGUAGCUUUAAAAUAUUUAAGCACAGUAGCUACUUCGGUACCCAGUGAAAGACUAUUCUCUAAAGCAGGCUUGACUAUGAACCAACAACGAAACCGUUUGACUAGCAAAAAAUUAAAUAUGCUAUUGUUUUUACAAUCUGUUGAUGAGAGUUUUUGGGAAUUGUAAUAAUUAAUUAAAUUUGUAUCUAUUAUUAUUAGUUUUAAUUGUAUUUUAAGAUUUAAAACGUAUGUAGGUUAGGUUAUAUUUGACAAGUAUUUUUUAUGUAUUUAAAAAAAAAUAAAGUUGAACAA
Metopolophium dirhodum (rose-grain aphid) is the source of this 1618-nucleotide messenger RNA. Its product is annotated as E3 SUMO-protein ligase ZBED1-like. Gene Ontology annotation, molecular function: protein dimerization activity; DNA binding. Bases 210 to 1493 code for a protein of 427 amino acids. The transcript has 3 exons. The record is from RefSeq and is a predicted model, not a curated record. Lineage: Eukaryota; Metazoa; Arthropoda; Insecta; Hemiptera; Aphididae.